GACCAAACACAAUCGAGUGGUGAAAUAGCAGCAGCGAUCUUCAUAGCACAAACCGCCCCUAAAGACGCACCGAUCCACUUCCUGUGCGAGUCAGACACACUCCAAACCACGAUAUGCUAUGAUCUGCAACGUUGGGAAGACUCCGCAUGGAUGGGAGCAGAGAAUAAGGACGCACUACGAGCUCUAGUUAACAUACUCCGGCAACGAUGUGCGCCCACAACUUUCCGGAAGGUCGACGGCCCUGAUGAGUGGAAGAUGAUCCAAACAGGACGAGAUCUAGCACAAAAACUAGAAUCAGAACGAGGAUCAGACCCACUCAUCCCUAAAACAGACAAAGUCUUCGACCUAUCUGGAGCAAGACUAUCAGUACUCACCCAACGUCUUGCAUAUCGCUUGAUACAACGGAGAACAUACAAGGAACGUCCUUCAACACAACGAAUAAUCAGCGGCAUCCUCUCAAACACUCGAGAUGUACAAGAAGCACCAGUAACUGAACCAGAACUAUGGAGGAGCAUCCGCUUAAGAGAGAUCAGAAGACCUAUAGCGGACUUCUUAUGGAAGAACUUACAUGGAGCACUACGAUCAUGCGGCCCAUACUGGAAGCACAUUCCAGGAUACGAGGACAGAGCGACUUGUACGCGGUGUGGCUCCGUAGAGACGAUGCACCACAUAUUCACUGAAUGUGCGGCCACCGGACGAGACACCAUAUGGAAGCUAGUAGAAUACACAUGGCAUAAGAAACAGGCCAACUGGGUAAGACCGAGUUAUGACGACAUACUAGGGAUGGGCACUAAGGCAUGGCGAACAAAGAAGGACAAACGGAGGCCGUCAGCAGAACGACUGUGGAGAAUCCUAAUCUCGGAAGCAGCGUUCAUGAUCUGGAAGCUUAGAUGUGAGCGAGUUAUAAACCACAGUGAUGACGAAGAUUGGGAACACUCCAGACAAGAGAUACGAGCCCGAUGGGUCGCCACAAUAAACCGGCGUCUACAUCUUGACAUGUCAAUGACGCAUAAGCGAUUUGGACGACAAGCUCUAAACAAAGACAUGGUCACCAACACUUGGAAAGGCACACUACACGACGAAUCUGCCCUCCCUGAUGACUGGACGGGCAUGAAUAGGGUUUUAGUGGGU
Rhodofomes roseus is the source of this 1131-nucleotide messenger RNA. RefSeq lists its product as uncharacterized. The record is from RefSeq and is a predicted model, not a curated record. The transcript has a single exon. NCBI's taxonomy places the organism in Eukaryota, Fungi, Basidiomycota, Agaricomycetes, Polyporales, Fomitopsidaceae. The annotation marks the transcript as partial.